CAAAGUUAUAAAAUAAGAAGAAGCAGAAAUGUUAAUUUCUUUUGAUUUUGGCACGUGUUGGUGCGAAAAUGUACCUCCAGUUAUGGUGGAUAAUUGCUGAAGUAAUGGUGCAAUGUGCUUUGCUGCAGUCCAGAGUGAACCCUCAUCAGUUACCAGUAAAUUCUAUAGUGGCACCACCAGGUCUUAGUGUUGUACUCGGUUGCUCGUUUCCUGUGGAAGUGAAUAUGGAUUUUGGAAAGUUGGUUAUAAAUUGGCAGCAUGGAAAAACAGUGGUGCACAGUUACUAUCACCGUCAAGAUCAACCUGAAAGGCAGAAUUAUAUUUACAAAGGACGUACACAACUCUUCCAUGACCAAUUGCAGGCUGGAAAUGCUUCACUGAUGUUGAGUGAAAUACAGACCGUGCAUAAUGGAGAAUACAAAUGUUCAGUAACGAGUGAAACUGGUAAUUAUGAUCAGAAGUUACAGCUACUAGUGGCAGCUCAAUAUGAUGAACCAGAAAUUGCCAUCCAGUAUUUCUGUAAGAGUGUAGUGGUCAGUCUUUCAUCUUGUAAUGGCUUUCCUGAACCUGCUGUAACUUGGUCUACUACAUCCAUGGGGGACAACGUAACAACAAUGACACUAGACAACAGGGGGCGCUACAGACUGCAGAGCAACAUGACAUUGCACCUAACUUCCCCUCAAACAGUAGAAGUAGAGAUGAGGCUUGAAGUGCUCUCACAAAUUUUCACCAAGGCAGUUACACUUCAUCCUCAAUCUGGUGAGCGCUUGCCUGGUGAUGUUGGAAGCUGGCUUGCGGAGCGUGUGGCCAAUCCAUCUCCAGCGUCGUUUCAGGAUCUCAUCUUCUGCAGGAAGCUGAUUGGUUCUCUGCCAAAGGUCCUGGUUGCUGAUGGUGUUUGGCCAGCGGAUCUGGAGGAUUCUUCGCAGACAGGAGUUGAAGGUCUGAGCUUUCUUCAUUGUCGCCACUGUUGUCCUCCAUGUCUCUGCACCAUAGAGAAGGACCGCCUUGACAUUGGUGUUGAACAGCCUGACCUUUGUCCUUAGGCCCAGUUCCUUUGAGCUCCAGAUGUUCCUCAGCUGUAGGAAGGCUGCUCUUGCUUUACAUAUUUGUGCCUUGACGUCAGCGUCUGUUCCACCCUGCUUGUCGAUGACACUGCCCAGGUAGGUGAAGGCCUUUACUACUUCUAACGCCUCUCCGUCCAACUGGACUGGGUCGUUGUUGGUGUUAUUCACCUUGAGGAUCUUUGUCUUCUGUUUGUUGAUGUUCAGACCUACUUGAGCGGAGGUGGCAGCUGUGCUGUUUGUCUUCUCCUGCAUCUGCUGUCGGGUGUGGGAUAGCAAGGCCAAAUCAUCCGCGAAGUCCAGGUCGUCGAGUUGUGUGAAGGGUGUCCACUGGAUUCCUGUUCUUGUACGUGCUGUUGUAAUCUUCAUUAUCCAGUCGAUGGCUAGCAAGAAGAGAAAGGGCGAGAGCAGACAUCCCUGACGAACCCCGGUUCUCACUUCGAAGGUCUCCGUAAGCUUCCCUUCAUGGACCGCUCUGCUGGUCAUACCGUCGUACGAGUUUCGGAUGAUGUUAACGAAAUGCAGUAGUUUCCAUUAAAACCAACACAAUUCCCAUCAUAACAUUACACCUAUUAGAAUGUAUGUGAGGAUUUCUAUUUUUUUUAUUGUUUUCAGCUUGGUUGACACCAUUGAUUCCAAAGCCAUUGGCUCUACAAUAUCACAUGACUGUUUGCGACACAAGUUUGGAAAAUGCAACCAUAAAUGAGAUUUGAGAGCUACGGCUGAGGGGAAGAUUAUCUGUGAAUAAUAAAUAAAUACAUUUACUUGAAUGGAAAACUGAGGCUUUGAAGCUCUGCAUAAAGUAUGCUUUUAUGUUUCACAGAAGAAAUGAAAUAAUCUGGGGGUGAAUAUAAUAUUUGUACAAUAUUCUUUGAAAUACCUUGGACUGCAUGUAAAUACCAUGGUACAUAAAUAUGGUAAUCAUUCAAUGUCAUGGUACACAUCAAAGUAACAUGGUUUUACCAUAUGAUACAUUACUGUGGUAACAUUUACUGUC
Messenger RNA from Xyrauchen texanus (razorback sucker), 2058 nucleotides. RefSeq names its product CD276 antigen-like. The transcript has 5 exons. The record is from RefSeq and is a predicted model, not a curated record. Bases 69 to 1043 code for a protein of 324 amino acids. NCBI's taxonomy places the organism in Eukaryota, Metazoa, Chordata, Actinopteri, Cypriniformes, Catostomidae.